GUAAAUGUCUGAUUCACUGUGUAAGCCUCACUAGUUCUGUUAUUUGGUCUUUGUUAAAAGUUCCUUGCAUCACCACUGAACAUGAGAAUUCAUCAUAUAUUAUUAUGCUUUUCAGCACUUGUCAUGAACAGUUUGGCACAUAUUCAAGAAAACCUCAAUGAAGUAAAGAAUGGGAUACAUCCAGACGUCCAAUCAAUCAUUCAGAAUGCCAGGGGCCUGAGAUUGGGAAAUUCAAAGGAAUUGAAACCACAUCAACUACGACGUUGCAAACGAGCAUGGGUUCUAGCCACAUUUGAAAUUACAGAAGAAGAUGAAGGUCCAUUCCCUAAAUUUGUUGCCCAGCUUCAAAAUGACAAAACACAAAACUAUUCAUUGUGGUAUAAAAUUAUGGGUCCUGGAGUUGAUCAAGAUCCGGAACGUGGCUUAUUUGAAAUAAACAAGAACAACGGAAACUUAUAUGUUAAUCGUAAAGUUGAUCGGGAAACAACCUCAAUAUUUAAGUUAACAGUUGACGCUUUGCAAAAACGCACUGGAAAUAUUUUGGACUCGUCACUGAUUUACCAGAUCAAAGUAAAAGAUAUCAAUGACAAUCCCCCUGUGUUCUCCAAUGAUAUUUACCAUGUCCAGGUUUCGGAGUCCACUGCUCCAGGUCAAUGUGUUUUUAAAAUUGAAGCCAUGGAUAAAGAUGAGAAAAAACAUCCCAAUUCAAUUAUUUCGUACUAUCUUGUUUCUGAACCGGAGUCACCAGCUGGAGCUAUGUUUGCAAUUGAUCAAGAAAAUGGAACAAUUACUCUUAAAAAUUGCUUAGAUUAUCAGAAAAUCAGCUCAUACAAACUUCUCAUUCGAGCAAGAGACAAUGGUCUCCUAAUUCAACAUUCCUCCACUGCUACAGUAACUAUUAAUGUGGAAGACAGAAACAAUAACCCUCCUUUCUUUGCCAGUCACACUGCCUCAGCAACUGUGUCUGAAAAUAACGUUAUGGCAGUUAUACUAAAAGUAAAGGUGAGUGACGGAGACCAACCUGGUACCCCAGGUUGGAAAGCAAAAUAUGCCAUUAUACAUGGGAAUGAAAAGGAGAAUUACCAGAUUGAAACCGAACCAGAUACAAACAAUGGGAUUCUGUUACUGAUAAAGCAUUUAGAUUAUGAGCAUGGUCAUGAAGGAAUGCUUCAGAUUGCUGUUGAAAACGAAGAGCCAUUAUUUACCUGUCUAGGCACAAAUGGUGAAAUGAGUACUGCAGAAUCACAGAUAAUGACAGUAUUUAUCAAGGUGUUGGAUGAAAAUGACCCACCAGUUUUUGACCCACCUGAAAUGGUCGUCAAAUGUAAAGAAGGUCUUUUACCUGAAGUUGUACUGGGGAGAAUGAAUGCCACAGAUCCUGAUAAUAUAUUUAAAAACCAUAUCAGGUAUGUAAAAGCAUAUGAUCCUGGAGAAUUGGUAUCUGUAGAUGAAGUGACUGGUGUAGUCACAACAUUGAAAGCAUUAGAUCGAGAGGCACCCUACAUGAAUGGAAGCGUUUAUGAUAUUAUUAUUCAUGCAGUUGAUGAUGGUGUACCACCUUUGACUGGGACAGCCACUCUGCACUUACACAUGUCAGAUGUUAAUGACAAUGCACCAUAUUUAGUCAACAAAAAUCAACAUAUUUGCACAAAUGGUAAGGCACGCUCCAUCACUAUUAUGGUAGCAGAUGAUGAUGAAAAUCCAUUCAGUGGUCCAUUCACUUUUGAAAUACUGGAUACCAAAGUAUUUGGAAAGGAGAUGUGGAAAUUAUCAACAGCAUAUGGCAUGUCUUCACAGCUUAUAAGUCUGCAAGAUCCCCUACCAGGAGUUUAUGCUGUGCCUUUUAAGAUCUAUGAUCGACAAGGAAUUAGUAAUGAGAAUGUAUUGAAUUUGCGUGUUUGUCAUUGCCCAGAUGGGGUUACAUGUGAAAGCCUGAAAACCCAUAGAUCAGUUGGUGUUGGCACAGCCAUUGGUAUUCUGUUUGCCUCAUUGUUAUUACUCCUUAUUGUUUCAUGUUUAUUUUUGUUUUGUCAUUUCACCAACAAGAUGCAAACUAAUUUAGCCCCCGAUGAUAAGCCUAAUGGGACAUUAAUACAAUACAAUGAAGAAGGAGGUGGUGUACCAAGCUCAGCUGAUUUUAUUUUGCGAUUUUUACCAGAACAAAAUGGUCACUUUUUCACCCAUGGUUUUGAGACUUCAGGCACUUUGCGAACAGAGGAUGAGAAUACGUACAAGCAUAAAGGAUUCUUCCAGCCUUCAAUGGAAAACCUAACCCCAGUGAACUCUUCACCUGGCUAUGGCUUCAAUAAUCAGAAUGGCUUGGAAAAUGCUGUUGGAAUAAAUUUCUCUGAGUCAACUGUGUCUCCAACUAUAAACAAAAUUGAAUCCAGACAAGUCAUGAGCAGUAAUCUAGGUGACCUUAUUUACCAGAGAGUUCAGUUCUACAAUGACAAGGAAGACCUUCAAGACCAUUGCGCACCCCAUGUUUAUAUGCAUGAGGGGAGAGCUACAAGUAUAAUAUCCCUUGACAGUCUCACCAAUCCUGAGAAAAGAGAUGACUUCAAUUAUCUUAAACAACUAAAACCAAAGUUUAAAACAAACAAUGAAAUUUGUCAGUGAUACCCAUUUAAAAAAUCCAGUGUAAUUAUAAAAACUUUCUACAGAUGACAAACAUGCCCUAUCAUGGUAAGCCGCUGUUAAGAACAAAUUUCAAUUUAUUGCAUAGAUUUUGGAAAAUGUCUGGAGAUUUGAUCACGCAUAUCUAUGUUUCAAGAGCCAAAUCAAUUCUUAUAUAUCCAAAAGGGCAAACAGAGAGCAGGAAUGCAUUACCCUCUAUAUCAAACCAAAUUACACUGUUGGCAUCAGAAGCACACAGCAAAACAAUUUGAAUUCACAAAUGCAUUACUUAGUUGGUGAGGAUAUUUUUAUGAUUUUCUUCUGCCCCUGCACGUGAUUCAUUACAUGCUGAAUUGCCUAAGGAAGACAAACUUCAGCUGUUCUGGGUCUUGCUGGAGAUUGCAAAAUCUUGAUGUGGAUCAUUAUACACUUGUGCCCAGUGACUCUUCAUGUGUAGGUGCUGAUGGUUACUUCUCACGGCAGCUUCAUAUUUGAAUUUGUAUAUAACCAUUUUUGUGAAAGGAAGUGUGUUUUUGACAGUUUUAUGAGAAGUUUGGUAAGACUGGCUGCAUGUCCAAAUGUUAAUCAGGAAUAUAACAUGCUUUUUGAAGGAAAGCUGACAGGUCCACACAAUGUUCACCCUAUCUGUGCAUGCCAUUUUAAAACAAGUUUUGAAUGCUUGUUUCUAUUUCCAAGUUAGAAUUUGGAGAUUCGAAUUUUACAAUAUAUCUACUCUUUUCAUAACUAUACUUGGCAAAUAACAAAUUCAUAAAGGUACUUUCUUACUUUCUUAUUUUGAAACACAGGUGAAGGGUCAAUAUUCAAUAAUGAAAGUAGUAUUGAGGUUUAAAAUUUUAAAAGUAUAGCAAAAAAAAUGUUUACAUGAUAUUAAAUGAUGUGAUGAAAAUGUAUGAAUAUUAUUGGAUAAAGAGAGGACUUAGAUGCUUAGAUUUAUUAGUUUUUCUUGUGACAUAUUUGCAUUUUGCUUUGCUGCUUUAAUAUAUAAGGAGUGGUGAUUUUGGUGUUUAGUUUAAAAGGAUACUUUUUAUGUACUGUAUUUGCAUGAUGAAACAGCUUUGUUUUACCGAAAUACAAGGAUCUUUCCAGUUCCUUAAUAUGCUGGAAACUGCAAAAUGCGUUAAUUGUAUUAUCACAGAAUCUUCUGGGUCAUUCUAGAUAAAUAUUUUAUGAUGUUGCUAUGGUGAAUUGUUUACUGGGUUUUCUUUCAGAUGUAUGGACAUGUUUUUGGGACAUUUUCCAAAAAUGUUACUU
Messenger RNA from Stegostoma tigrinum, 3888 nucleotides. Its product is annotated as cadherin-like protein 26. The record is from RefSeq and is a predicted model, not a curated record. The transcript is spliced from 17 exons. Gene Ontology annotation, biological process: multicellular organism development; adherens junction organization; calcium-dependent cell-cell adhesion. Gene Ontology annotation, molecular function: calcium ion binding; cadherin binding. Lineage: Eukaryota; Metazoa; Chordata; Chondrichthyes; Orectolobiformes; Stegostomatidae. The coding region runs from base 82 to 2619 and encodes 845 amino acids. Gene Ontology annotation, cellular component: adherens junction; catenin complex; plasma membrane.